This is a messenger RNA of Symbiodinium sp. CCMP2592, 1374 nucleotides long. NCBI's taxonomy places the organism in Eukaryota, Dinophyceae, Suessiales, Symbiodiniaceae. The record is from the annotation of a GenBank genome assembly.
AUGAACAAAGAGAUUGAGGAGAAGGUAAUCAAGCGGACGCUUCAGUCGAUCAAGCUGAAGAACGGCCAGCCGGCCAUCAGCUUGUAUGGCAGCCACACACACCUGCACAUCAACCCUUCCGGCAAGUUCAUCAUCGGCGGGCCCCAGGGAGAUGCAGGCUUGACUGGUCGGAAGAUCAUCAUUGACACGUAUGGCGGCUGGGGAGCCCAUGGCGGUGGUGCCUUCUCCGGCAAGGAUCCCACCAAGGUGGACCGAUCAGCUGCGUACAUCUGUCGCCAGAUGGCCAAGUCCGUGGUGAACAGCGGCUUGAGCGCCCGCUGCCUGGUGCAGCUGUCCUAUGCCAUUGGCGUGGCAAAGCCCUUGUCCCUGUUUGUGGAGACCUAUGGCAGCGAGAAGGGCAGCCUCACCGUUGAUGACAUCACCAAGGUGCUGAAGAUCGAGUUUGAUUGCCGGCCCGGUGCCAUCGCCCAGUCGCUGGCUCUGCGUGAGCCCAAGUACCAGGAGACGGCGGCUUACUGCCACUUCGGCCGCGAGCCUUGCACCAAGGGGGGCAUCAAGUUCUUUGAGUGGGAGAACCCCAAGGACUUGUCUAAGUACAAGGCCAUGAGCACGGAUCAGGUGGAUGCUGCGCUGAAGGGCAGCACCUACCUUACAAAGUCCCUGCUGCGACGACGCGGGCUGCUGGAAGGGCUCCCAUCCUUACCUGAUGCGAAGACCAUCAGGUCGAUCUUGAACAGUGGCUUCGCUGUUCAGGUGAGAUCCAUGUCGACGAACUUGAUGUUCCUGUUUGCGGUGCGAAGGGUGACAGCCAUAGAUCCAUCGGGCGUGCAGGCGGCGGCUUACCAAGUGACGCAGCAGUUCUGGAACCUGGGAGGAUUCAUUUCGCUGGCGCUGUCCUCUGCCGGCUCGGGGUUGGUCCCCACAAAGUACUGGGGACAGGGCGUGGAUGAGGCUCGGCACUUGGCAGACAGACUGUAUCUUUGGGGCUGCUGCCUGGGGGUAUGCCUUUGCGGCCUUCAACUGGCCUCGCUGCCACUGGUUGGGUUCAUGGCACCCAUCAAGGCCGUUCAGCAGGCCGCGAGGGCACCGGCGAUUCUCGCCGCAAUGCUGCAGAUUCUCAACGGUGCGGUCUUUGCCGGAGAGGGCAUUCUCCUGGGCCUCAAGGCUUACAGGUGGUUGGCGGCGACUAGUUUCAUCGGAUGCGCCCUCAUGGUGUCCACUCUCUACAUCUUUGGAGAAGAUGCCCUCACAGGACUCUGGAUUGGUUUGUUCCUCUUCAACAUCUCUCGUCUGACCGGGUCCUUGAGUCAUCGGUUCCGUUUCGGACCGCUUGCGAGACGGGCCGCGAGCGCCCAGGAGGCGAAAGUCGCUUGA